This is a messenger RNA of Symbiodinium sp. CCMP2456, 3147 nucleotides long. The record is from the annotation of a GenBank genome assembly. Lineage: Eukaryota; Dinophyceae; Suessiales; Symbiodiniaceae.
AUGAAGACCGAGGACCGUGAUCUGUUCAGCAAGGUGGUGGAAGCCUGCGGGGAAAAGAUCGCCGAGAGUGCCUGCUGCGAUUGUGUGGCCGAUGCUGUCGUGGCGGCGACGGAGAUCGGCUACCCGGUGUUGGUCCGGGCAGCCUAUGCUCUGGGUGGGCUUGGCAGUGGCUUUGCCGACAACGAGGAAGAGCUGCGAAGGUUGGUCAAUGUGGCUUUGGUCAACAGCCCACAGGUGAUCAUCGACAAGUCUCUCAAGGGCUGGAAGGAGCUUGAAUAUGAGGUCGUGCGGGACAAGAACGACAACUGCAUCACGGUCUGUAACAUGGAGAACUUUGACCCUAUGGGCGUCCACACCGGCGAGUCCAUUGUCAUUGCACCCUCCCAAACGCUGACCAAUGCCGAGUACUAUCGUCUUCGCCAGUGCGCGUUGAAGGUUAUUCGGCACCUUGGAAUUGUCGGGGAGUGCAACAUUCAGUAUGCCGUAGACACGAAGACGUCUGAGUUCCGCAUCAUUGAGGUCAAUGCCCGGCUGUCUCGAAGUAGUGCUCUUGCAUCCAAAGCGACUGGCUAUCCGCUGGCUUAUGUCGCUGCGAAGCUGGCGCUGGGCCACGACCUAGUCCAGCUGAGGAACAGCGUCACCAAGUGUACGACUGCAUGCUUCGAACCCUCCCUUGACUACUGCGUCGCAAAGGUGCCGCGCUGGGACCUGCAGAAGUUCUCCACCGUCGAUGCCCGCAUUGGCUCUGCGAUGCAGAGCGUAGGAGAGGUCAUGGCCAUUGGGCGCACCUUCGAGGAGACCAUCCAGAAAGCAUUGCGCAUGGUGGAUGAUGCAAGCCUGGGAUUUGACCCCAUUCGUUACGAGUUGGAGCUCGGCCGCCGUGGCUUAGCCACCUCGGGUCCAAACUUUGAUGCGGAGCUCAAGAAGGAACUGGCCAACCCGACUCCGGUGCGAAUGUGGGCCAUUGCCAAAGCCUUCGAGCAUGGGAUGAAUGUGGAAGAGGUUCACACGUUGACCAACAUUGAUCGCUGGUUCCUGUCGAAGCUGCACGGCCUGCACAUGCUAAAGGGUACGAUGAAGUCAUUGGACUUUUAUGCAUUGCGGCAGAAUCCAGUGCUCCUGAAGGAGGCUAAGACCCGUGGUUUCUCCGACAAGCAGAUCGCUGCGAUCAUUUCUGCGCCGGAGAAGAUCAUCGACAGCGAGAUCUCUCCGCACCUGUUGCCCUCUGAUCACGGCUCUCAGCGCUACUCUGGAGGUCCCGUGUCUGAAGCUCAUGUCCGGCACCUGCGCAAGAAGUUGGGCAUCGUCCCUACCGUCAAACAAAUCGACACGUUGGCGGCAGAGUUCCCUGCCACUACCAACUACCUCUACGUGACCUACAGUGGAGAUGAGCACGACCUGCAGCUUGCGGGGAGUACGAAGCAGUGCUCCGAUCUGCCAGGAACCGACCUGAUUUCGGGCUACGCGAUUCCAGAACCACUUGCACUCAAUUUCCAGAGCUCUUCCGAUGUGAUGCAGCAGAGCAGCAAGGCAAACAAGGAUGUUGAUGCUGACUCCAGAAUUGUCGUGCUGGGUUGUGGGCCUUACAGGAUCGGCAGCAGUGUUGAGUUCGACUGGUGCAGCGUAAACUGCAUUCGCACUCUUCGAUCGCUGGGUCAUACGGCCAUUGUUAUCAACUGCAACCCCGAGACUGUUUCCACAGAUUUCGAUGAGUCAGACCGACUCUACUUCGAAGAGCUUAGUCACGAGCGUGUUAUGGACAUCGCUGAACUGGAAGACCCACGAGGCGUGGUGAUUUCUGUCGGUGGCCAGACCCCGAACAACUUGGCUUUGGGAUUGCACAAAUGUGGAAUCCGCAUUCUUGGCACAUCUGUUGAGGCCAUCGAUGCUUGCGAGGAUCGUAACAAGUUCAGCCAGCUUUGCGACUCCCUGCGCAUUGAUCAGCCUGAGUGGUCCCAGUUUGCAACAUUGCAGGAAGCCCGUCAAUUCUGCAAGGUGGCAGGCUUCCCGGUUCUGGUGCGCCCUUCGUAUGUCCUUUCCGGUGCUGCUAUGCGUGUGGUCACCAACGACGGGGACCUCGACUUGUUCCUGAAGACAGCUGCCGUGGUAAGCCGAGACCACCCGGUUGUAAUCUCGAAGUACAUCACUGGGGCGAAGGAGGUCGAGAUGGAUGGCGUUGGCAAGUCCGGGGACCUUGUGAACUAUGCCAUUGCGGAGCAUGUGGAGAAUGCCGGGGUCCACAGUGGAGAUGCCACGCUGCUCCUUCCGGCCCAGCGCCUCUUCGUUGAGACCCAUCGAAAGGUCAAGAGCAUCUCGCAGAAGCUCUGCCGUGCUCUGAAGAUUUCGGGGCCUUUCAACAUCCAGUUCAUUUGCAAAGACAACGAAGUGAAGGUGAUCGAGUGCAACCUUCGGGCAUCCAGAUCCAUGCCUUUCAUUUCCAAGACCUACAAUGUGAACUUCAUCGAGCUGGCGACCCGCAUCAUGACAGGGAUGCCUGUGCAUCCUGCAAUUAUCCAGCCGAUGGACAUUGACUUUGUAGCAUGCAAGGUUCCGAUGUUCUCCUUCGGCCGCCUGAAAAAUUCUGAUCCCCGACUCGGUGUCGAGAUGUCUUCCACCGGCGAGGUGGCAUGCUUCGGGGUCAAUGCCUACGAGGCAUUCUUGAAGGGCAUGAUGGCAGCGAACUUCAAGCUGCCGACAAAGAACAUUCUAGUUUCCAUCGGUCCUGCUGCUGCAAAAGCCGAGUUCCUGGCAAGUGGUGCUGCGAAGCAGCUUCAGGACAUGGGCUUCACCCUCUUUGCCACGAAGAACACGCACGAGUACCUCACGAACACCGGCGGACUUUCUUGCAGCCUGGUCUACAAGCCCCUGAUCAAAAGAGAGCCGAACGUGCUAACGAUGCUGCAGACGGGCAAGAUCGAUUUGGUUAUCGAUGUCCCGGACUCCAUGGACUCCGACGCCCUCACAGAUGGUUUCAAAAUUCGACGGGGUGCCAUCGAAGCAGCUGUGUCGCUCAUCACUGACAUCAAGACUGCAAUCUUCACCUGCUCCGCCUUGCACCGGAAGUGGGUCCGAGAAAGUAGUGGCAAGCCCUUCUGGGAUGUGUGUUCCUGGCAAGAGUAUGUAGAAAUUGUGGAGAGGCUCAGCUAA